GCUCGCAGACCUGCGGUUACCUAUCUAAGAAUGAGAGGAAUCAUAGAUUCGUUCAUAUGUCAUUUUUCUACCCUACUUUUCCCGACUUAAAAUGGUACAUUCCUCAUUUGUGGUCAUAUCCCUGAGUCACUUAGCACGAACGUGGUUAUCCCGUAACGGAAGCACAGCAUCCUAGGUAACUCGCAGCUUACCCACCGGAAGCCGAUGGAUCGCCCAGCCUUGUCAUGGAUUGAUGCGGGCUCUACUAGUCUAGUAGUAUGAGACGUACCAAUGGACUACUAGUUUUUUAGCUCAUGUAUGCAAGGCUGUGUGUGCCCCGUCGGGCGUUCGUGUUGCAUGGCACCAACAGCAUCGCCUCCUCACUAUAAGGGGUUGCCCCGGGAUUUCUGCGUAUAACAAUACUUUGUCCGGAACAUGUGCCGAAGAUUCAUGGAACGCAGGGCAAAUCGUCAGGCGUCAUCGUGGGGUGUACCUGUAAUUAUCUUGUAAUGCUAGCCUUGAGGCUCUCUAAUCUACGCUAUAUAAGUAACGUCCAGGCUGCGGCUUAUGACGACUUAGACAUCUUGGAUACUGUCCAGUUUUUUUAGACAGAAAUUAAAGACUUCAGUGUAACAACACGUUGAAAAUGUAUGCGAUUGCAAAGCCAAACGAAUAUCUCGUGCUCACUGGAGCCGGGAUAGACGAUAUUCGCAUUUGCAAGAAAGCUAUAGUACUCCCCUUCCAGCGAUGUGAGAGGAUCUCUGUGGCGCCCUUUGAUUUGGCGCUCAAUCUUCAGGCCAUGACUAUGGAAAAGCUUCAAUUUUCAUUGCCGGCAGUGUUCACUAUCGGAGCCGACAAUGAAAUGGAGGCACUCAAAGAUUACGCUCGGCUCCUUGCAGAGAACUCUGACGACAAAACUAAUGUCCAGAAAAUUGUGAAAGGCAUUAUCGAAGGUGAAACUCGAGUCAUCGUUUCCAGCAUGUCCAUGGAGGAAGUCUUCAAGGAAAGGCAGAUUUUCAAAAACAAAGUAAUUGAGAACGUGCAAAAAGAACUUCAGCAAUUUGGCCUGCGAAUUUACAACGCCAAUGUCAAAGAGCUCCAGGACACUCCCGGCAGCGAAUACUUUAGCAUCCUAAGCCAAAAAGCGCACGAAGGAGCUCUUAACCAAGCAAAGAUCGAUGUUGCUGAGGCACGGAUGAAAGGUGAGAUUGGAGAGGCAGAGAAAAAGGGCAAAAUGAAGCAGGAAAUCUCCAAAAUCGAUGCCGAUACUGCUGUACUGGAGACGAAACGGAGAGCCGAAAAAGCCAAGGCGGAUUCCGAGCUCAUGAAUCGUCAGACUGAGCUCGAUGCCAGUGUUCAAAUCAGCAAGAUUACAACCAAGCGCCAAACAGAGAUGAAAGAUGCAGAGCUGCAGAAACAAGUGGAGUCCAAGCGUGCCGAAACCGAACUGGAACGUCUUAGAGCCAGCGAGGUCACUAAAAGCAAGGUUGCGCGCGAGUCUGCACAGGAGAAUGCAGAUGCCGCUUACUAUACGGAGCAGAAAGCAGCUGAUGCGCGGUUGUAUAAACAAAAGAUGGAUGCAGAUGCAGCCUAUUAUCGUCAAAGCAAAGAGGCCGACGCUGCCCUCUAUCAGCAAAAGCGCGAAGCUGAAGGAAUUCUGGAGAUGUCUAAGGCAUACGGUGCCCUUAUUGACAUCCUCGGAGGACCUCAAGCCUUCCUACAGUUCAGAAUGAUGGAGAACGGUACAUAUGAGAGGUUAGCCAAGGCCAACGGCGACGCUAUCAGGGGACUAUCACCCAAGAUCUCAGCAUGGAACACCGGAGAGGGCUCUGGAGAUGCAAUGGCCCCCGUCCGAAAUAUCAUGCAAGGCCUUCCGCCUCUUCUCGCCACCAUCCACGACCAGACCGGCAUCAGCCCACCAUCCUGGUUGGGCCAGAUGCCUGUGAAUGGUGAAGUCAACAAACGAAAGUAAGAGAAUAUCCACCGGGAAACUGAAGCUUUAUACGCGACUCCUCUGGCAUAUGACCAAGGGCAGAUAUAAUGAUUAUUCCACAAGUAACUCAACCAUCUUUUCGAUUUACCAUUCCCUUUUAUCGAUGUUUUGCAGUCCUUGCUUUUUCUCUUUGUUUCUCUUUUCCUUUUCAGUAAUACCCACUGUCUUUCUUAGGUCAAUAUCGGAAGGUCGUUAUGUUUCUAGGGUAAUGGGUAAUGUAUGUUAGUACAAGAAAUCAAGUAUUAUUUCAAUCAAUGCUGUUUUGUGCAGGAGGUCAUGAUUCCAGUUUGUACAGGGAAACGGAUAAGGUCAUCCACGUAGACCGAAGUGCUUUCGGCCAAUCAAAUCAUGUGAUAAGCGUCAUCCGCACUGGGGCCAUUCAUUGUACUGUCAACGAGUCUACUACUAUCCAACACAACCUCCCCCUGUAAU
Messenger RNA from Aspergillus pseudotamarii, 2404 nucleotides. RefSeq names its product flotillin domain protein. The transcript has 7 exons. The record is from RefSeq and is a predicted model, not a curated record. The coding region runs from base 626 to 1951 and encodes 441 amino acids. NCBI's taxonomy places the organism in Eukaryota, Fungi, Ascomycota, Eurotiomycetes, Eurotiales, Aspergillaceae. Gene Ontology annotation, biological process: protein localization to plasma membrane. Gene Ontology annotation, cellular component: plasma membrane.